AUGUACAUCUUCAGCGGCGGCUUCCUCAAGUAUAACCUCCACCGCGUCGUACCUGCCCUAGUAGGCACACAAGUGGUGCUCUGCGCUGGUCCCUUGCAAUGUUCACGCGUCCUGGCGACUCUAUUGUCCUUCGCGCCUUCAUCGAAGAGAGCCCCAUGGUUGCGCGCAGUUGCGGAUGUUCCUGACAAGAGCGUCUUCGGCAGUGACCAGACAUCGAAGGAGUGGUUUGCGCGGCGGAUUGAGUACCAGCGUACAAAGAACCAGAAGGGACCCGAGACUUGGCGACAGAGCCGUGGUACGGAGCACUGUCCUGAUGCUGCUUGA
Messenger RNA from Fomitopsis serialis, 324 nucleotides. RefSeq lists its product as uncharacterized. NCBI's taxonomy places the organism in Eukaryota, Fungi, Basidiomycota, Agaricomycetes, Polyporales, Fomitopsidaceae. The transcript is spliced from 3 exons. The coding region runs from base 1 to 324 and encodes 107 amino acids. The record is from RefSeq and is a predicted model, not a curated record.